AUGGGUAGCGGCGAUGCUGGUGGCGUUUUAGUGUCGCCUGCGCCCACCUCGAUGGGCGGCCUGACGACGGCUGUGGGGCGACUGCUGGAGCCUGAGCUGAUAGCCUUCUCGUCUCAUGGAGGGCACCACCUCUUUAUUAACCGGAUCCCGCCAAGAUUGCCAAAAGAGGAUGUCGAGAAAAUUAUCCUGGCACAGCUGCGGCUUCAUCCGUUCGUGCUCCAAGUUUCUAAAUGCAGUGUAAUACCACAAAACAGUCUGAAGAACAAAGGUUACGGUUUCAUCACCCUGGAUGGCUCCCCAUCACCCUCGGACCUUGACGCCAUCGCAAAGUCACUGAACAACAAGCUUCAGGUCGGCUGUCGAACGCUGGGCGUCCGCGUAUGCACGGACUGUCACAGCGCUUGCUACGGUGACGAUGACGGCUGCGCUUCUUCUUCGUCUCGCUCCUCUACUCCCCCAAACGAACCGGCAACUUUUGACCUUCCGGACGCCCAGUCCUCCCAGGCCGCAAUCACCACAGUCGACGAGCAGCUGAGCGUCGACUGCCUUGAACCCACAGCCGCAGCCGCCCCAGGUGAAGGCGAUGCGCUGGGCGCAGCGCCAGACCAGGCGAUUACGCCGCCAGGAGUGAUGAAGAACGUGGUCACAUUGCAGCAGGACAUCCUACAGACCGCCGUCGCCGUUUUGGCACAGCAACACCUUGUUGCUAUGCCCUCAGCCGUGACCACUGCGGACCAGCAGCGCCGGCGCAAAGCCAUGAAGCCCGGGCAGGAUCGAAGAUUGCAAGUCGAACACAGCCGGCACCAAACGCACCAGCAUUAUCAUAACCUUUACUCGUCCCAGUCGCGCCAGCAGAAGCUGCACCAGGGGCCUGGCAUGCAGGAGGGACCCAAGUGGCGUGCGGGCAGAGGGCUACCCACCGGGCCACAUGGGUUGGCACACGCAGCUGUCCGCCCGAGGCGGACCACGGCCGAUGCCAGCCCCUCCAUAGCGGCCCCAGGAGAUCUACAGGCCUUAAAUGCUCAGCCGCAGGCAUGGGAGCGUGACAUUGAUGCUGGGGGACUAAGUUCAGAAGGGCCGCCUGCUACGCUUUUGCCGCUGCACCAGACAACCACGCUGCCGACUCAGCUCCUGGCUCUGUCCAGGGUUCAGCACCGUGCUCGGUACCAGAGUCCGUGGCGGGAUCUGGGUCGGCUGAGGCAUCCCGAUCUGGGUCAGCCACCGUCCUCAGGCACAGCCCAGCUGCCCCCCACCGCAGCUCCGUCGGUCUCAGCACCGCCCGUGGGUUUGUGCAACACUGGGGGGGAUGCCCCGGCUGCCCCCGCCUCCACAAGACCAACAGCAUCUUACAUUUGGUCCCCUGCUGCCGAGUCAGCAGCAGCAGCAAGGGGCACAGCAGCAACCGUCAGCGCAGACGCCGUCACAGUAUUCCGCACCACGCCGGCGACGGUGGCGCCGGCGGUGCUCGCGCCGCACAGCCGCGGUGGUGGCCGCGGGCAAUUUGCUGUACCUCAAAGCGUCUCAGCGCAGGCACAGAUGCCGGCGGUGGCGCCGCCCGGACGGCAACCCCAACCGUGGGCGGCUUCACAUGCGUCUGGGUGUGGUCCUAUGGGCCAAGCGCAUCUGCAGAGUGCCUCGGCGCCCACGUCGUCUUCUUGGUAUCUGCACCAGUACCACCGGCAGCAUCAAAAUCGCCAGAGCUGUAUGCAUCACCCGCCGCCGCCGCAGCAGCAGCAAGCUCAGCAGGGCCCGCACGCGCAGACCGCACCUUACGCAUUCGCAAUGACUUGCAGCGGUGUCGAUGGUGAUGGCCACUGUGUCGAUGGCUUACGCACAAGCAGCUGCGGUACGAGUGCAGGCGUGGUCCCUUUGGGGUCGCAUGGUUGCAACACGACGCGGCUGCAAAGACCGCUCCAGGGACAGGGCCCUGAGCAGGCGGUGGUGCAAGGGGCACCGCCUGGCCAUCCGCCUGGGAUCCCGCGUCCGGCUUGGGUUGAGGGGACGCAGAGUGUGGCGUCGGGGGAUUCGGGAUCCGGAUUGGAUGUUCACGGCAGCUACCCCGGCGGCCCUGCUUUGGCGGGCAUUUCGCAGCCACCAGUUGAGAAGAAUGAUUAUCCUCAGCCACCGCAGCUGCAGCAACAACAUCAGUUGCAGUUCCACCUACAGCCGCCUCUGCUGCCACAGCCGUUAUCGCAGCAGCCCCGACCGGCCUUGCAUAUAGUCAGUUGCGUUCCGGCGUCUGGCACGCAGUCACAGCAGCCGCAGCAAGCAUUGGCAAAUCCCACGUACGAGUUCAUGCAGGAACCACAUCGGCAGCACCAGAUGGACCUUCACUUCCCGUCGCCAUCACCACCACCACAGCAGCAGCCGUCCGUGGCCUCUCGUUUUCCUGAGCAGCAGCCGUCCGUGGCCUCUCGUUUUCCUGAGCAGCAGCCGCCGCCGCGGCAGCAGCAGCGGGAGAUGUCGGUGCCGCUGCCGUUGCCGCAGGAGCAGGCACAACAGUCUCUGUUGCAGCAGAGGCCAUUCCUGCAGCUACCACUUUGCUCACAGCCACCUCAGCCGAUGCCCCCGCCGCAGCAGCCGCAGUCGCAGCCGCAGCCGGCCUCGUUUGCGCAGAGCUUGGAGGGCGGCGCCUUGUUGUCCCCUCAGGGCUGCCAGCCCUCUCUGCCAUCCACACCGGCCCAACCGCUUCUGUCGUUACAUCCGAGCGUGGAUGAGAGCUGCCUAGGAUUGGGGUCUCACAGGUUUCAGUUACGGGGCGCAGCACACCAGCCGCUGAUGGCGUCCGCGCCGUCGGGCUUUGCAGGCUGGCGUGGUUGCGGCUUUGAUCUGGAUUUUGACGUGCACCGAGGACCGAAGGUUGGGGUUCCGGAGCUGCAGCUCCCUGCAGCAGGUCAGGUGGGCUCACUCGGUGCAGCAGCCGCGUCGGUAGCAGCGGCCCUGAGCGUGCGUUCGACGGAGCUGCUCUUAGGCCGCGGCAGCUCGGACGGUUUCCAGGACCCAGAUCAAGGGGGAUCCGCGGACUCGGCGGAUCUGGAUCCAUUGGAUCUGGAACCUAUGAUCCUGCAGCUCUUGGAAAAUGAGGACGACGAUGGCGGCGGCAGCGGUGGCAGCGGCAGUGGUCGUAGCAGUGGCAUGCCUGCGGCGGCGGCGGCAACACCGUUCGACAGUCGCGAUACCAAGCCGGAUGGCGAGUGGCAGCAUGCCAACGGCCAUCGCGGGCAGCAACAGCAGCAGCAACGUCAACACCAGUACCAGCAUCGCCACCACUACGACCGGCAGAGCAAUGCGCAACAGCGGCAGAGGCAGCCCGGAGGACUUGUCGUCCGCAGGCAUUCGGCCCAAGCAUGGUACAGCCGGGACAGGCUGCCGGCACCCCCACAAAUGAUCAGCGAGGCAUGCUGCCAGGAACGGCAGCUGUUCCUGCGGCAGGUGCAGGCGCUAUCGGGGCUCCCCAUGAGAGUGGUGGCCAGGGCUCAGCCCCUGCUGGGGCAUCGUGGGUCCCAGGACGUGGAGGCGCGGGUGCGGGAGGGCCCCCAGAACCUGGUCCUACCGGCUCCUACCAAAGCAGCGGUACUGUUAGCAGCGGCGGUGCUGCCGGAGCCGGAGGUGCUGGCGCUGGCGUGCACCGGCUUGGAGGCAGUUUUGGGUCCUCUGGUUCUGGAGCAGUCUGGCACCGGUUUGAGACCGGUGGCGGCGGAAAGGCGGCCGGUGCGGGUGCUGGCGGUGUUGGUGGCGGUCGUGGAAUGGGGCCUCGAGGUCCUCGUAGCCACGGUGGCGGCGGCCGAGCCCCGAACGGAAACGUGGUCUACGUUGGACAUGGAGGCCGGGUGUUGGGCCCGAGGAAGGCUGCGGGAGAGGAGCCUUUUUCCCAAGGGCAGUUUUGCACUGGACCGUAUUUCCGUGCGCCGCUGGCAUCACAAGGAAGGGCGGGAAGGGAUGCGCUUCGUGGUUGGUCAGAAGUGGGGGGCAUUAGGGGCACAGCCUCAGGCGCUGGUUUUGCACGCCUUCACGGGCCAUAAGAUGAAGUCCCGUUUCUCCGUGUUAUCCAUUUGA
Molecule: messenger RNA, 4056 nt
Organism: Volvox carteri f. nagariensis
Lineage: Eukaryota; Viridiplantae; Chlorophyta; Chlorophyceae; Chlamydomonadales; Volvocaceae
Exons: 11
Coding region: 1-4056 (1351 amino acids)
Source: RefSeq, a predicted model, not a curated record